GAGAGAGGCCAACACAGAACGUGGCACAGAGAUUAAACAAGUAGAACAGAGCGGUACAGCGAAGGCCAAGGGAAGUCCAGGGCUCCGUAGGCUGCGGGCAAGUGUUGGUGGACAAAGUCAGGGAGUGGUAUAUCUCCUGGUGGGUGCGACUACAUCAGGAACAGACUAACAUUUUCAUCCCUCGCAGUGGUUCUGUUUGUGGAUGGCCGCUCGCUCGUGGGAACACGGCCAGACGAGUUAUCGAUGACUCACGCUGCAACAGGAUGGCCCACUCUGGAUCACCGGCUGAGGUUCGAACCCACGCCUUGCUUCUCCAUCAUCAGCUCUGGCGCUUCACCAUUCCAAGCACCAAGCAGCAGCAGCAGCAGCAGCAGCAGUAGAGGCGGCGGAGGCUGCAGAAAAGUGGGCAACAACAGCAGCAGUGGGCACGGCUCUGCGACGGCAUCAGCAGGCACGCAAGCAGGGGCGGCGGGUUUAGGACAAGGCUACACGGGCCACGAUGAUGAGAUCGGCGUGAUUUGCGUGGACGUGGUGUGCCCGUACACCAGGGCCCUGGUCAUGGAGGGGCUGAAGAGGCGGCGGGGGGCAUGGCGGGUGACGAAGGACACCGCGGAAGCCACUCUACACUGGGGAGACUACGAGAUGAUCGACUGGGAGCGAGUGGUCUCAGGGGAGCUUCGCGCCAGCUCCUACUGCGUUCGGAAGGGUUUGAGCAGGAAGGCUCAGUUGUCGAGGUACUGCAACAAGUACACGUCCAAGAGGCCUGGGACUCCGUUGGAGGCGGCAAUGCCACGCACGUUGGUGAUCGACACGUGGGAAGCAUUCGACGACGACAUGACGUUCAAUCUUGGAGGAGACAUCGCGGCGUUCGGGUCCGAUCUAGGGGUCAGGCAGUGCGUGAGCCUGGCGACCCGGCUGGACUGGUGCCUGGGAGACGCACAGGAGUGGAUCGAACAGGACGGAAAGGAGGAAGCUGGCGAAGAGGGAGGAGGAGGAGGAGGAGGAGUCACGGCAGGAGAAGAAGACGUCAACCUCACCGGGGCCAAGGAGGCGAGCGCACCCUGUCGAGUUGUCGAAUGGCCGUUUUUGUUCGGAGAUUGGUAG
This is a messenger RNA of Ectocarpus sp. CCAP 1310/34, 1104 nucleotides long. The record is from the annotation of a GenBank genome assembly. Lineage: Eukaryota; Phaeophyceae; Ectocarpales; Ectocarpaceae.